Molecule: messenger RNA, 1762 nt
Organism: Cornus florida
Lineage: Eukaryota; Viridiplantae; Streptophyta; Magnoliopsida; Cornales; Cornaceae
Product: protein ABCI7, chloroplastic
Exons: 3
Coding region: 68-1576 (502 amino acids)
Biological process (GO): iron-sulfur cluster assembly
Source: RefSeq, a predicted model, not a curated record
CUAUCACCAUGAUUAUUGAUUAGUUGACAAUGUCUCUCUGCAACUUCAAACUCACCCACCAACAUCCAUGGCUGCUUCAACGUUCUUCACACCGAAUUUGUAUACAAAUCCCACUGUAUCUAUAUCUAUAUCACCAUAUCUCUCUAAAACCAGAAUACCCAAAACCAGACUUAGACCCAGAACAACCAAAACUAGGGUUUUCACUCACCCAUCUCUAACACCAAUUGCAACUCUCUCCGACCCAUUUGUCCUCCAAAUUGCAGAAACCCUAGAAGACUCUCUCUCCUCAUCCCCAAGCUUUUCUUCACCUCCACCACCACCUCUUCAGAAGCUCAGAGACACCUCCUCUCAGUCCCUCCUCUCAACCCCAUGGCCUUCUCGCAAAGACGAGCCCUUUCGGUUCACGGACACUUCCUUCAUAAAACACUCUCAAAUUCAACCAAUUACUUCCUCACCUCAGGAUUUGAAUUCUUUGGGUGUUUCCACAGAUACCCAUUUCCCCAAUCUUGCCAUUGUUGAUGGUUACAUUGUAAAUUCUCUCUCCCAAUUAUCUGAAUUGCCCAAUGGUGUGUUUGUUGGUAAUUUAUCGAGUCUCGAUUCCGAGGUUAUUAUGAAAAGGGUGUUUGAAUUUGUGUCCAAUUUUGAAGGGGACUUGUUUUGGUCACUUAAUGGUGUUGGUGCCCCGGAUUUGGUUGUGGUGUAUGUGCCGGUGGGGUGUCGGGUUGAGAGUCCAUUGCAUUUGAGGUAUAUUUCGAUGGAAGGGGGUGAUAGUGAGUCGAAAACGUUGCCAAUUUCGAAUCCUAGGGUGUUGGUGUUGGUGGAGAGUGGAGGAGAGAUUGGUAUAAUUGAGGAGUAUAUUGGGGGAGAUGGGAAUAAGUGCUAUUGGACAAAUUCAGUUAUGGAGGUAGUGAUUGGAGAAGGAGCAAAGGUUAGCCAUUCUUAUAUUCAAAGUCAGUCUUUGAGUGCUGCUCAUAUUAAGUGGACUUCUGUUUGCCAGGAAUCAGCUAGCACCUAUGAACUCAUAGAGGUAAGCACUGGUGGAAAGUUGAGCAGGCACAAUGUUCAUGUUCAGCAACUUGGUCCAGACACGGUUACAGAGUUAUCAACGUUUCACUUAUCUGUCAGCGAUCAAACACAAGAUCUACAUAGCAGGCUGGUCAUGGACCACCCACGUGGUUUUUCUCGGCAACUUCACAAGUGCAUCGUGGCUCAUUCCCUAGGACAGGCUGUGUUUGAUGGGAACGUUAGAGUCAACAGAUACGCACAGCAAACGGAUGCCGGACAACUAAGUAGGAGCCUCCUCCUUGAGCCUCGUGCGACUGUAAAUGUCAAACCCAAUCUCCAAAUCAUUGCCGAUGAUGUCAAGUGCUCCCAUGGAGCUGCAAUUAGUGAUCUGGAAGAGAAUCAACUUUUCUACUUCCAAGCAAGGGGUAUCGACUUGGCGACGGCUAGAAGAGCUCUCAUCUUCUCGUUUGGAGCAGAAGUGGUAGAACGUUUCCCCAACACUUCCAUCCGAAACAAAGUAGAAAAUCAUAUAAAAGAUUUGCUGGAUCCCAAAAUUAAAGGAUCUCUUUGAAGGUUGAUAAAUGGCAAUACAAAAUCUGGUUUUGUUUGUCAUGUAAAUUAUCAUAUUACUGCAAAAAAAUGAUGCAUAUCCUUUUAUCAUUCAAAGAAGUAUUAUCUGAUAGAAAUUAUGUUGCACCUAAAUGCUCCUAUGGAGUUUAUAAACUUUCGUCCAUAUAAAAUUUUCUCAUUGCCAUCC